Messenger RNA from Phlebotomus argentipes, 906 nucleotides. RefSeq names its product deoxynucleotidyltransferase terminal-interacting protein 2. Bases 247 to 897 code for a protein of 216 amino acids. The record is from RefSeq and is a predicted model, not a curated record. Gene Ontology annotation, molecular function: RNA binding. Gene Ontology annotation, cellular component: nucleolus. Lineage: Eukaryota; Metazoa; Arthropoda; Insecta; Diptera; Psychodidae. The transcript is spliced from 3 exons. Gene Ontology annotation, biological process: RNA processing.
GAGAGUUACUGUACACGAGGCAUUUCACAGAUUUUGGAGGAUUGCAGCAGAACAACUGAAAUUGAGGGUGGAAAAUACACGCGAAGGAAAAUCAUACAACUUCUGGCGACAAGUUCACGAGUAAAACUGACACACAGGGUGUCAAUAUUUGCAGGCCGACAACUUGGCGGCUCUGAUUUCGCCACUGGUGGCGCGCAAGUAGCCAAAGAGAUCACGCUUGUCAGUCUGGCAGCCACAAAUAAACACAUGGACGCGUGGAAAGUGCCUCCAAAGCUUUCCUCGAGCAUCAGUAAGGAGUCCCUGGGACUCACAGGGAAAUACUUCUCUGCCGAUGUUCCGGCACAAAAGCAGGGGAAGAAAGAGCCCCGGGACGAUUUGGAUGACUUUUGUGCCUUCAUGGGGAUCCAGAGUGAGCUGUGCUCAAAAAAGCCCGUGGACACUAAGUCACGGGACUUGCUGAAGAUUGAUGUGAACAAGGAGAUGGAAGGAGUGGCCAAGGGAAGCGUCCGGAAGCCUUCAAUGUUGCAGAGGAAGAAGCUGAACAAGGAACUGCGAGACAAGCAGAAGGGAAGCGAAUGGUUCAACAUGCCGGCCACUGAGAUGACGGACGAGAUUAAGAAUGACCUGAAGAUCCUGCAGAUGCGCUCAGUUCUCGAUCCCAAGCACUUCUACAAGAAGAACGACCUCAAAGUUCUGCCCAAGUACUUCCAAGUCGGCAGAUAUGUGGACUCUCCGCUCGACUAUCAUCAGGAGAAGCACGUGAAGAAGAACAAGAACCGCAGCCUCGUCGAUGAUCUGCUCAAGGAUGCCGACUUCCAGAGGAGGAUCAAGCGGAAGUACAAGGAAAUCGUGGCUAAGGAAAAGCCUUACUAUCGACACAAGAAGAAGAGCAAAUAAAUACUUUUC